Messenger RNA from Patella vulgata (common limpet), 3382 nucleotides. RefSeq lists its product as uncharacterized. The record is from RefSeq and is a predicted model, not a curated record. The coding region runs from base 310 to 1530 and encodes 406 amino acids. NCBI's taxonomy places the organism in Eukaryota, Metazoa, Mollusca, Gastropoda, Patellidae. The transcript is spliced from 2 exons.
UCAAUAUUUCGUUUUAUUGUUUCAUUUAAAAUGUCCAGUCUUAAAUUUAGAUGUAAUUUUUAGUUGAAAAGAAUUGUUAACCAGUGUUCUACUCUUUAAGUAAAUUGCUAUGCUAAUUUGAGUCUGGUUGACCGUGUCUUGCGAGGUCGCCAUUGACGAAGCAUGGCUGCUGCCAUGAAGCUGUGCUAUUAUUACGUUUAUUUUCAUUGUGGGAUGACAUAAAAUACGCCAAUCACCACUACUAUCACCACCAUCACCACCAUCACCGCAGUUGUAACGACCUUAUUACUUUAUGAUUAUAGAAAUAAAAUGGUGCAUUGCCGUUCAUUGUUAAACCUUUUGCUGUAUUUAUCAUUGGCGUAUUCGUUAUUCAACAUGGAAGUUGAAACUGGAAACCAGUGCAGUAGAAGUACGUCUGCAUUAUUAAAAGAAGAUAUUGGUAAUGCUAAAGCCAAACUGAACUCAGUGUUUAAAUGUUUGAAGGACAUAACUGAAAAUGCCAGGCUGAUGGUGGCUACUAAUGAGGACAUUGUUGCAGUAAGGAAACAUUAUUGCGACUGGAUGUGUUUGUAUGAAGAUUAUAUGAACACUCAUGAAUACUAUUGUUCUUUUUUGUCUGUAGACGAAAGAGCUACCUAUUAUGAUGAAUAUUAUGAUGAGCGUAAGAUAUACUUCGCUAACUUUAAAUCUUCAAUUCAAGAAUGGUUUAUGAAGGCUGAAGAUGUUACGUCAAGCAAGGGAUCGAGAUCCAAUAAGUCAAAAUCAAGUUGUCAUUCAUCUCGAUACAGUGCCAUAUCGUCUUUAAAGUUUAAAGAGGACCAGAAUAAAGUUGAGUUAGCAGCACAAUUUGAGGCCUUGAAACAACAGAAAGAAAUUGACGCUGCAAAACUGGAUUUGGAGGCUGCAAAACUGGAUUUGGAAUUCCCUGAAAAGGAACUGGCUUUAGUGAUGAAAAUAAAUAUUUCGAAUGGUAAGGCCAAGUUGUUCGAUGAAUAUAAUAAAACUUGUAAUAAAUCUUCUGAAAAUAACAUUGAUGGUCGUAAGUCUUCAAAUGUCAGUGUUAGUGAUAAACAUGUUCCAGUAUGUGAUGAACCCUUAACGUCUGUUAACGCUGAUGCUGAUGAAAAUACUACGGAAAAGCCAAACCUCAGAACUUCGACAUUGCCGCACAAUCAGCAUAUGAGUACCAGACAAGAUUUUCUUCGAGUUAGGAAUUAUAGUACUCCAUCUACUGGUUACAAUGAUGUAAUCAUUCCUGAGCAAGCUUCUAGGUAUAUGCCUAAUGCUACACAUGACCCUCCAGAUGCUUGCAUACCUCAUCAAAAUCAACCCGAAGGGGCCUUGAACACUAUGCUUCGUCAGAUCAGAAAACCUCGCUCCAAUAUAAAGCCAUUUAGUGGAAAUGUACUUGAAUAUCAACGUUUUAUUAGACAAUUCAAUUCAGCUGUUGUGGCGAACUGUGAGUCCAUGGAAGAAAAGUUAAAUUUUCUUGAUCAGUUUACGACUGGAGAUGCGAAUAAAAUUGUCUAAAGUUAUUGUUAUUUGAACCCAGAUCAAGCUUAUCCCUUGGUGUUAGAACAAUUAGAAACUCGUUAUGGUAAUGCAGAAUUAAUAGCUAAUGCCUUUAUAGAAAAAGCACUUAAUUGGCCUAUCAUCAAAUCCGACAACCCAAAGGCCCUUGAUGAAUUUUCUAUGUUUUUGACGGAGUGUCUACAUGCGGUUCAGAGCAUUGAGGCGCUUAACAUUCUAGAAUAUUCAGAAAAUUUAAAGAAGAUUCUUCAGAAGCUACCAUACCAUAUUCACGAUAAGUUUAGAAAUGUUGUACAGUUGACACACGAUCAGGGAAAUAGAGUGCACUUCGAACAGCUAGUUCGUCUUGUAAAUUCGGAGGCAAGGAAAGUCAAUGAUCCCACCUUCGGUAAACAAGCCUUAUCCAUUGACCGUUCUGUAUCUGGUAACCCACCAGUACCACGUAAGCCUUUCAAACCUAGAGGCUCUUUCGCGACUCAACUAACCGAUAAUGGGGUUAAACCUAGUCCUUCGUCAGACCGUAAACCCAUUAAUCCUCCAAAGGAAUUUGAGGCUGCCUUCAGCAAGCCAUGAAUAUUUUGUAAACAUCCUUCACACCCUUUCUGUACUUGUAAACAGUUCUGAACAUUGAGCUUUGAAGAGAAAUCUGACUUUAUGAAAUCUGUAAGACUAUGUUUCAGAUGUCUGAAAUCUGGUCAUAUGUAUAAAUUUUGCAGUGUCAAGACUAAAUGUAGUAAAUGUGACGGUUCACAUCAUUCUAUUAUGCAUACAAACAGUAGUGUAAAUCCUGGUGGUGAAAUGUUCUCAAAUAAGUUAAAACCUGAUGUUAUCAGCGCUCUGAUGGGUAAAGAUAUGGAGGCCGGCACCACAGAUUGCACUAUGGCGAUCAUUCCUGUUCAAGUUAAAAUGCGUGGAUGUUUCCAGUCUUUCAAAACGUAUGCCUUUCUAGACCCAGGCUCUAGUGUUUCUUUCUGCACGCUCAAUGUUAUGAAGUUGCUUGGUUGUUCAGGUAGAAGAACGAAAUUGACUAUAGAUACCAUGGGGUCGUCACACACUAUGGUAUCAUAUCUUAUUAAAGGUAUGCAGCUUGGUGACUUAACCUUAGAAACUGUGAUUGAUUUACCAGACAUUUAUACAAAGGAUAAUAUGCCAGUGUCUCAUGGACACAUACCUACUUCGGAUGAUAUUCGUAAAUGGGCUAAUCUUAAAGGAAUUGACUUGCCCGUUCUUGAUGCAGAAAUUGGUCUUCUGAUAGGCAAUAACGUUCCAGAUGCAUACUCACCACUGGAGAUUAAAACUGGACCCCCAGGAAGCCCCCACAGUGUUAGAUCCGCACUUGGUUGGAUCAUAUGGAACUUGUUCAUAGAUUCGUCUAGAUUGAGGCCUACUGUAAAUAGGGCAGAAAUUCAAGCAGUUCAAGACUUGGAGAAUCUACGUCAAAUGGUACAACAGACUGCUUCUUUAGAUUUCCCCGAAAGAGCAAUCGAUGAUGUCAAAGAGAACUCCCAAGAUGACAACUCCUUUAUUAAGAAACUAAAUAAAACUUUGAAGUUUGAAGAUGGACACUACACGAUUGGUCUGCCCUUUAGAAAAGAUCAAGUUUCAUUACCGAACAACAAAUCACAUGCAGAAUGUCGUCUUAACAGUUUAGUUAAUAAGAUAAAAAGAAAUCCCCUUUAUCAUUAGAAUUAUACUGAGUUUAUGGAUAAGGUCAUAACCAACGGAUAUGCAGAACAAAUACCAGAACAUCAGUUAGAUCGUAAUGAUGGUAAAGUGUGGUACAUCCCACAUCAUGGGGUCUAUCAUGCGAAAAAACCUAUAGCCUGGUCGAGGUACAUAUUUAGUUUGAAAA